AUGCCUCACACUGACAUUUUCCUGGCUUUGACACCUGAUCUUUUGCACCAGAUUCAUAAGGGUGUGUUCAAAGACCACCUCAUCAAGUGGUGUCUCGAAAUUAUUGGCGAGGAAGAAAUGGACGCACGAUUCAAGGCAGUCCCAGAUUAUUCUGGACUUUGGCACUUCAAAAAAGUUUUUAUGGGGAUACUGACUGGAGCGGUACCUAGUUGCAUGUUGGCGGUGGCACGUGCUAUUCUUGAUUUCUUGUAUUAUGCCCAGCUUCACAUUCACACAGCCAAGUCAUUGGAUGCCCUACAGACUGCCUUAGCAGUGUUUCACACUAAUAAAGAUGUCUUGAAGGAACUUGCUAUACACGAACAUUUCAACAUACCAAAAAUACAUCAACUCACUCAUUACGUUCAGUCAAUUUCAUUAUUUGGAGCGGCUGACGGAUUUAACACAGAACUUCCUGAACGUUUGCAUAUAGACUUUGCGAAGGACGCUUACCGUGCUAGCAACAAACGAGAUUUCGAGGAGCAGAUGGUCUUGUGGCUUCAAUGCCAGGAAGCCGUCUUCUUAUGCAGUACUUACCUUGAUUGGCUGUCACAGCAGCCUCUCUCUGCUGCAGGUCACACAGCUGUGGCGGUCUCGCACUCUGAUUGA
Suillus plorans is the source of this 645-nucleotide messenger RNA. RefSeq lists its product as uncharacterized. NCBI's taxonomy places the organism in Eukaryota, Fungi, Basidiomycota, Agaricomycetes, Boletales, Suillaceae. The record is from RefSeq and is a predicted model, not a curated record. The transcript has 3 exons. The coding region runs from base 1 to 645 and encodes 214 amino acids.